This is a messenger RNA of Ectocarpus siliculosus, 730 nucleotides long. The record is from the annotation of a GenBank genome assembly. NCBI's taxonomy places the organism in Eukaryota, Phaeophyceae, Ectocarpales, Ectocarpaceae.
GUUUUCGUGACCAGUCCUAAAAGCACCAGGCAAGGCGGACUGCGACGGCGCAGUAGCUGUUACCUUGCUAAGCAACGAGGGGAGGAGAGAUAACAAACGUGGCGACCUUUUCUGCACGGCAAAGCACACAGCAAGUCGCGAAUAAACACAUGAUGAUCAUGGCGGCGCUGAGACCACCACUACACCAGAGAGCUGCUGCUGCUGCUGCUCCCGUUGCGAGGUGGUCCACGUGGCCUCUUCUUGCCUUGGUCCUCGUAGCAGCAUCGGUGGCGGAAGCGGGAGUGCUGGUCGGUAGCGCCCAAGCCGGCGGCGCUGACCUGGCCGGCUACAGCACCAGCACCUGGGACUCGUCGCCGUUCAAUCUUGGCAGCAUCACGGAUAACAAUCUCGGCGUGCUGGCCAAGUCUUGCUCAGACAAGUUCUGCCGGGCGGGAGUCGACGGCCUCGACCUUUGGGUUUCCUUCGAGGAGGUUUGUACGGUGAUGCCUCAGCCGUACUUCGCGGCCAGACUCGGGGACGAGAGCGGCGCGACCGCCGGCCUCCCCGCCUCCGGCUCGGACGGUUAUUGGCACCCCGUAAUUGUCGGUGCUCUGUGCGCCGCCAUCGGAGUCGCCGGCGUGAUCGGAGGGUUCUCGCUCGGAACGAGGUCCAGCUCCAGCGCGUAUUGCAAGAGCGUUUACUAGUCUUUAGCUGCAAGCGUUAUCUGUGUUGGUGGGGGGGGAGGGGGGGG